This is a messenger RNA of Labrus bergylta (ballan wrasse), 5312 nucleotides long. Its product is annotated as NACHT and WD repeat domain-containing protein 2-like. The record is from RefSeq and is a predicted model, not a curated record. Lineage: Eukaryota; Metazoa; Chordata; Actinopteri; Labriformes; Labridae. Gene Ontology annotation, molecular function: protein binding.
AGAGAGAGGGCCAGCGCUGAGGAGAGGCAGAAAAUGUCAACUUUCCUUUUGGGAAUCAAAAUAUGUUCACAGCAAAUGUUUUCCCCCUUCUUAAUCGUUUGAUUUAACUUAUCCUAGACUACAAGAAAUGGAUCGGUCCACCUGCAGCUCGACCUGUGUCAAACUUUAUCUGUGCUCCAACCCAGAAGAUAGCGUGGUGGAGCGCAGAGCUCUGAGGGAGAACGUGUUUCCCAAACUUCGGGAGCUCUGCAGACACACACUGGGGCUGGAUCUCAGGGUAAUAGACCCAUUUGAGUCCAGUGAUUCCAGUCGUUGGCCGGAUAUAAAAAUCAGACAGCAGCUUAUCAAAGAAUGCAGAGAGAGCUCCGCUGGACCUUUUCUACUGGCUCUGAUAGGACACCAGUAUGGCACAGCCAGCCUGCCCACCCAGGUGGAGGUGUCAGAGUACCAGCUGCUGCUACAGGAGAGCCAGCAGGCGGGGGUCAGCACCACGGAGCUGGAGAGGGAGUACCAGAGAGACGAGAACAGCAUCCCUCCCUCCUACUGCCUGAGAGCUGCACACACGCACACCUGCUGCCCUCAGGCUAGAGAGAAAGAAGAGAUCCAGAUGAAGACUAAAGAAGAAGGGCUGGGGAAGAUGAUUCAGACCACCGUGAGUCUGUGUGUCCACAAAGGUCUCAUGACUCAGGAGAAAGGCCGGAGCUACUUCAGAUCAGCCCUCGACUUAGAUCUUAGAUUUGCUCUGGAUAACUGUCCUGAUAGUGACAUCAUCAGUCGCUGCCUGGUUUACAUCCACAAGGUCAUCAAUGCAAACGGACAGAGGCUGGUGAGGUCAAAAAAACAGCAACAGUUCGAGGCUGCUGCUUUGGAGCUGGAAACAACCCCGACUGAUGGAAAAUUACUUUCCGAGCUUUGUGACAACUUCCUCCCCGGUCUCAUCACUUCCUCUCAGCUUCUCGUCUAUACCACCGCCACAGAGUGUGACCUUCGCCAUGGUUACACAACAGCAAGGAGGCGGGGCUACGCUGAGUCUCUGUGCCAGCAGGUGUACUGUGACCUCUCGGGGGUUAUUGGCAGCAUUCGCAUAUUAGAGAUCAGUGAAGACCCUCCCGGUGAUGCUUUGUUCAGAGAGCAGCUUGAGCAGGAGGAGCUAUGUGACAUCCUGUCCACUUUUUAUGACAUCACGAGACCAGAGGAGGAAGAGAUCCGAGUAUAUGUGGAGCAGAGUGAACAACAGUGUCCAUUAGUGGUGACAGGAGGACCAUGCACCGGGAAGACAGUUCUGCUGGCACACUGUGCUAAGAAGAUGAAGUCCUGGUUACCAGACUCUGAUCCCGUGGUGAUCACUUAUUUUUUCAGCCUGUCAAUCAAGCCUUCCCAGAAGCACAUGUUGUUGAGUUUGUGUCAUCAGAUUGCUGCUCAAUAUAAAAGCAAAUCUUCCUCAAAGCAAAAACUCUGGGACCUUGAAGAUUCAGGCAGUAGCAACAACCACAGUGACAAAAACUCCAACGUCCUGACAUCUAAUUAACCCCACCCCGAGCAAACCACCAAAGAGCAUGUUUCUGACCACGGCCUAAGUACCACAUCAUCCCUGGAUCUUUCUGGCAUCAUGAAACCUGAUAUUUGUCUAUCGGAGCUUAAAGAACGUCUCUCAUCCCUCCUCUCCAUCAUGCCUUCAACCAAUCAGCCUCUUAUUCUAAUCCUGGUUGGCCUGGAUCGCAUUGAAAAAACAUUUGGACUUGAAAUCAGUAAGAUCCUCCCCUCGCCUCUACCUCCCAGCGUCAAACUCAUCCUCUCAGUCUCCACUAACCGAACACAGGUACUGCAGGGGUUCAACCAACAAAGUCCAACUUCAUCAGUGUCAGGGGACGAUGAGAAGAAGUCAGGAUAUGUGUGUUUGCAGCUGGGACCGGUAGACAGGAAGCAAUGUUCAAAGAUGUUGGCAUCGCUGCUGAAAGGUUCCGGGAGGAGAGUGACAUCAGGACAACAGGCGCUGGUGAACCAGGCGCUGACUUCUUGCUGUCUGCCUCUCUACGCUCGACUUCUGCAUCACCACACCUCGCUGUGGCAUUCUGAUUCAGAUGUGACCAUAUCGUCUCUUCCUGAUUUCGUCCAUUCAUCCAUUUCUGCAUUGCUGGAUCAUCUGGAGCACAAACACGGCCGCUCUAUCGUGGCCCGUGCCAUACCUUACCUUACCCUCUCAAGGACUGGACUCACUGAGGCCGAGCUCGCUGAUCUGCUGUCCAGUGAUGCCGAAGUGCAGUCUGAACAUUCCUCCAAUACAAAGGUCCUGCAAGUUGAUGUGGACAGACUUCUGCUGGAUUUGAGGGAGUUUCUUAUAAGAAGGACAGUUGGAGGGUCGAAGGUUUUGUUCUGGGUGUGCAGACAUUUCAAGCUGGUAGCUGCUAGGAAGUAUUUUGGUUCUCCUGAGCUAAAGAGAGAGAUUCAUUUAGAGAUGGUGGACUAUUUCAGUGGCAAAUCUAAAACCAACAAUAAAGUCGCCCAAAUGGAAACACCUUUGAACAGGCAGCAAUCCAGCAAACCAUUCAUGUUCACCUCUUCUUCCCAAAACAUUGGCAGAGUUAACUUGAGGAAAGUCUCAGAACUGCCGCUUCACUUGCAAGAAAGUAACAAAUGGGAGGAGUUGGAGCAUGGGCUGCUUUUGUCUUUGGGGUUCCACCAGACUAUGAUCCAAGCAGGACUUCUUAGAGAUCUGGUAGCCAUGUUGGAACAUGAGGAAGGAACAUUGCACUUCGGGUUUUGGAAGGAAAAAGCAAUCCUAGCAAGCAUUUUGAAGUCUUGUUCGUGUUCAUUGCAGAGCUCGCUAAUGCAGCUGCCGACGCUGAUGGAGACGAGCCUUGUUCCUUAUCUUGAGGUCUUUCCUGCUCUUGAAUGUUAUGUCAGCGAGAUCAGAGAGGAGAGGAAGAAAAGAGGGCGUGGUUUGGGGGUAGUGCUUUGCCCUGCUCCUUCCUCAGUUCCCUCAGUUCAGUGUUCAAAGCGCGAUGCCAAAUGCAAAGACGUCUCUGUUAGAGAAGCAGCUGUCACAGAGUGCGGGGUUGUAGUAGAGGUGAUGGAUGAUGGCACGGCUUGGGUUUGUAAAGGCCAGUGGAGUGAUGUAGUGAAACUAUCACUAAGUCCUGAGCAGCAGGAUCUUAAGUUUGCAGGAGUGAAGAGUAGCACUCCAUUCAUACUGCUUUCCACACUGUGCAACAAGCUUUUCUUGUGGGAUGUAUCAGGCCCUCAAAUGUUCCUUCAGGUCAAGGACCCUUUGAAAACAGAGUCAGGUCAACCAAAACUGAACAAGCUUGAGGGGUUUGUUGCAAGUACAAAAAAGCUGUUCGUGUGGUGGGAAGAGGAGAGUUUUGUCAGUGUGUUCGAUAUCUUCUGCGACACCACGACUCAUUUCCAGUGUCAGGGCCGUGUGAGCUGUUUGGCUUGCUCCUCUGAUAGCGUUUACAUGUACUGUGGCCAGGAGGAGGGCAAAGUAUCCAUAUUUGACACUAACAACGGUAGUCUCCUCAGCAUGUGUUCAAACUCAGACAACAUUGCGGUCACCUCAAUAAUCCUCUGUGAGGAUACGUCGGAAAUGGCAUGUGUUGACAAGACAGGGAACGUUACCCUGUGGGAAUUGGUUGCCAAAUCUGAACCACCUGUACUUGUCAAAGAAAUCUGCUCUGGAGGUGAAUCUAUUACCAUCCUUAAUACAGAUUACUCAGAUGAACACAAUACUCUGUUGGUGUGUCACUCUCACCAGGUUACACUGUGGGGAACGCAUGACUGGGAGCUGUGGGACAGACUCUUGGCUCCCCAGGGAAGGGCCUUCACUCAAGCUCUGCUCUCCCAUGAUGGCCACCUUUUCCUGGCUCUGUUAGACGACUGCCCCUUCAUCUUGGUGUGGAGGGUCAGCACAGGGGAGUGUGUUCUUUCCUUAGACACAAACAGGCAGCCUCAUUCACUCCUCAAAACAGCCUCAGAUGUUAUUUGUGUCGCUGAUGACGGCUGUCUCACAGUGUGGGACUCUGAGAUGAUAGAGACUGCUGGUACAGCUCCAAAAAUGGGUUCAGGAGUGAAAGAAGUGGUAGUCGAAGGUACGGGGGAGUGGUUCUACACCGCUAAUGGGUCAGAGAUGGUGUGGAGAUGGGGGUUAAGAACAGGACUUCCGCAUGCUUUCUUCCUUCAUGAUGGCCCUGUGGAAAAACUGCACCUUUCUCCAGACAAUGUCCACCUUGUGACGCUCUCAGGCGGCGAAAUCUACAUUUGGCAGACAGAAACGGGUCAGAACAUUCUGCGUAUCAGUGGAAGCGGAGCGAAAAACAUCCUGAUCACUCCAAAUAGUCUUCUUGGCGUGAGUAUUUCUGAUCAAUAUCUGUCCCGUGUUUGGAAGCUGUCACAUGGGAGUAUUGUGUGCAGUAUACGUCUGUAUCUGUCUGAUGCACAGGUGUCACCUGAAAGCACCUUCCUUAUCGGCCGUCACAAAGGAGACUUGUUAGCGGCCAGUCUGUGGACGGGCUCAAUAAGUAAGCGCUUUUCCUGUGUGACGAGCUCUGAGUGUGUCGUUGCCUUCUCAACACUUUCAGAGCACCCCGACUUUGUGGUGGUAAUGGCCGCCUCAGGUGCAGUGUACACGUGGAAAGUAGUGGAGGAGACUGUGUGCAGGCACUUUCAGCUGCCUCAUACGUUUCUAUGUCAGCCUCAAGACUUCCACAUGUCCUCUAAUGGGAACUAUGCCCUGCUGUCCAUUAAAGAUGAUGCUAUAAACAUCUUGGAUCUAUCUCAGGUCAGGCUGUCCUCCCUCAAGGCAAAUGGUCCAGUCAUCAAAGCUUGUUUGGAUAACACUGGAUGCUAUGUUGCCUACAUAUUCCGUCCAAACAACCAGGAGGAAAGCUGUGUCUGUUCUCUUCAUGCGAGGCUCGUCCUCACAGUCGUACGACUCGCAGACGGGGAACGAAUAGGAAGCGCAAGUCUGUGUAAGAAUCCGUCCACUGUGGUUAUGUGCAAGCAGCAGCAGCGUGUGUUUGUGGGCUUUCAGGACGGCUCUGUGGGUGUUUACUCUAUAUGUGAUGUCUUGAUGAACAAGGACGAGUCGGUCAGUUGCAGAGAAAAAGUGAAUGGACAAAUGAAGCAAUGCCCCUUUGACAGGGCACCAUUCAGCUGGUCACACCUAACAGCCCCUAAUGUGACGUGGACAUAGGACAGUUACCCCGACUUUGAUGGACUUUGAUUGAAAAUAAUGUUUUUUUCAAAAAUAAAUGUGACAGCAUACAAAGACAACAAUGUAAUGCAUUCAGGUGUAUUAAAUGGUUAUAUUUCUA